This is a messenger RNA of Stylophora pistillata, 2317 nucleotides long. RefSeq names its product adenosine receptor A1. Gene Ontology annotation, cellular component: plasma membrane. Gene Ontology annotation, molecular function: G protein-coupled receptor activity. The record is from RefSeq and is a predicted model, not a curated record. Lineage: Eukaryota; Metazoa; Cnidaria; Anthozoa; Scleractinia; Pocilloporidae. Gene Ontology annotation, biological process: G protein-coupled receptor signaling pathway.
UCUUAGACUUGCGCCUGGCCUGAAAAUUGGCCAUGGUCAUUGGAACUGUUAAUUAAGAUUGAAAUGUGCAAAUUCAACCGGUGUUUUCCUGGGUUAAAAAUUCUAUCAAAGCUGCCUUUUUGAUAAUUUAUGUAAGCUGGAUAAUUCACUUCUUCUACAACGGGAAUGGGAGUCUGAAAUGUCUUUUAGAAACACACCGGCGAUAUCAUUCAAAAUGCAGUUCAUUAGAAAUCACAAAACCAAAAAAAUGUGGAAGUAAAGUUGUAUUAAAGGAAACAAACUGCUGCCACCAACUUGUUUUGCACUGAUCUGAUAUUGAUCACCAAUCGAGUUUGAGUUCUUCAUGAGGCGCGGGGAAAACUCUAUGGCUUGUCAGUCAGUGCUAAUCUCAAAGCACAUAUGCAUGUGUGCCUAUAUUAAGGGCUUAACCUAAAAGACAUAUAUAUUGUAAAGAAAAUCUAGCAACGCAUAAAUCAAUGAUUUACAAUGAGCAUCAUUAAUAGCAUUAGUUGAGGUGCGUCAAGGUCAACAAAGGUUUCCAAAAAACGUUCACUCUAAACGGAGUCAGCGAUUUCAUUAACAUAACUUAAAAUGUAUUGAUCCUUUACCGUAAAAGCCAAUUCCCAAUCAGGCUACAGCGGUGCAAUAUAACCAUACAAAAACAAUCACAUGUCCUUUGCAAAAGUAAGCAGGUGUACCAUGGUAAUAGAAACUUAAUGGAUAUACGAAACGGCUCAUGAAAACCACAAGAAAUUACUACAUUGAAUUCCCACAUUUAACGCCAGUUGUCGUCUGUCACUAAACAUAAAGGUCCUCGGUCUCAUCGUCUGCUGCUUUGGUAAGGAUGAGUGCCAUCCAUAAUCAAGGCAAUGAAGACUUCAAAUCCCAAGUAUUCAUCAUCAACGGAGCCAUACUACUUUUAUUCGCGGUGUUAAUAUCCAUCUCCAAUGGUCUCCUACUGUUCCUGAUCUACAAAGACCCGCUGAAAAAAUUUCGCAACGCCACCGCUGUUCUUGUGGUGUCUUUAGGCAUAGCAGACUUUCUAACGGGAUGUGUAACCGCUUUGGACGUUGGAAUAGUACACAUUCUGGGAGGAAUGGCGAUGCAAAAAGAUAUAAUUAUGCUUCAGGCUAAGAUCGUCUCUCAGAUAACCGUGCGCGCAAGUCUUUGUAUCAUGAUUAUGUUCGCGGUUGAGCGGUUCAUAGCUGUCGCCUUCCCUUAUGUUUAUCGUAAAUCCGUGACCAUCCCAAAAACCAUCGUCUUUUGUGCGUUGUGUUGGAUGUUAGCCAUUGUUACAAGCUGUCUGGAGCUGCUGGUGGAGCGAGAUUUGUACGAUGUCGUGUUCCUUUACCUCAUUUUUGUCCUACCGCUCUUAACUAUUGUUUCCACAUACUCAGCAGCUUAUUGCGCGCUGCUACAUCGACAUGGAAGACUUUACAAAAAGGAGAAAAUAUCCAGGCGAUCGGCUGAGAUGCAGAAACAACUGAUGACAACUUCCUGUCUGAUUAUUCUUGUCUUUUUUGCUUCUCUCGUUCCGUUUUGGGUGUUCACCACCAUCCGGCGUUAUUGCAAAGAGUGCGUUCAACAAAAAUGGUCCAUUGCAGGUUACCGAUUUUCCAUUCCGAUUCUGUACAUGAACUCAGCCCUGAACCCGUUGUUGUACGCUUGGAGAAUGCGGCCAUACCGUCAAAGCUUUCAAGCCUUAUUUCUAAAAAGCAGAAGAGUGGGGGAUAGACGAGUCAAGACGAACACGUCAAGACGAACAACUCAAGACGAACUCCCUCAAAAUGAAGGCAAUGAAACUUCUGUAAUUGUCAAUGAAUUUUGCGAAGAGACUAAUUUAUAAAUGACAAUCGACAGAUGAAAUUUACCAGUUUUAAUUUAAAGUUUAUAAUGAUUAUGCGAACAGCUGCAUGAUCUUCUUUACUUCGAAAAACAUUUUUUUAAGCGCAAGUAUAGGCAGGUUUUUAAACAAGACGAUUGUUCCCACCUAUUUAACGAAGAAGAUAAUGUGUAAAAUACUGUGCAGAAAAAUGACAGAGAAAGCAAGUAACUGAAAAAACAACGACUUGUCACUUUAAACUGUAGUCCUAUUGAAUCAAGAAAAUUCUGCGGAAAUGACUAAGAAAAGAAAUUUUUGUAAGCGAUGACGUGUUAAUGAGUUAGAUUCAGUUCUGUUUUUUUUUUUUUUCAAAUGUAAAACAGGCCUUCAAUUGCAUUAAAUAUGAGAUAAAAUUUGGCAGCUGUGUAGUUUCAGAACGGAUGAUGUACUCAGAACCUCGUUUUAACUCUUCACUGGAAGAUUCGUGAGAAAAAU